Kickxella alabastrina is the source of this 1697-nucleotide messenger RNA. RefSeq names its product pyridoxal phosphate-dependent transferase. The record is from RefSeq and is a predicted model, not a curated record. The transcript has a single exon. Bases 56 to 1663 code for a protein of 535 amino acids. Gene Ontology annotation, molecular function: L-kynurenine:2-oxoglutarate transaminase activity; pyridoxal phosphate binding. Gene Ontology annotation, biological process: biosynthetic process. Gene Ontology annotation, cellular component: cytoplasm; mitochondrion. NCBI's taxonomy places the organism in Eukaryota, Fungi, Kickxellomycota, Kickxellomycetes, Kickxellales, Kickxellaceae.
CAAAGAUCACACGCCCGCCGAAAUGUAUGUAUGGCGUUGAUAUGUAUCGCGCUUAAUGACUCGAAUCAAAAAAAGAAAUACUUGUUUGGUGGCGGAUCCAAACGGAUGGAAAUCUGCAUUUUUAAAGUUUGUCCACCAAGUAAAACCUUACCGAGCUUGUCAAUUUUGCUUUAAAUUCUAUCGAUAUUUAAUGCUCAUCUCCCAAAAACAAUUGGCGCACGCAGCAAUCCAAAGAAUAGCUUGCGCUCAGACAAAUUCGCACAUCCCGCUUUAUUGUAACAUCAGAACACGUUUGACCAGCAGCAGACAACUCGCGAGAAUGGCGCUAUCAACCAAAGUCGGCAACACUUCACAGACAGAAACAGCACCAGAAGUCAGGCUGCCGCAGGCAUCACCAAUGUACUCAGCGACUGGGCUUGACGUGUGGACGAUGAUGAACCAGGUCGCAGCGGCGGUCGGGGCCGUUAACCUCGGGCAGGGCUUCAUGAGCUACCCGCCCAAGGACUUCAUCAGGCAGGCUGCGCAGGACGCGCUGGUCGAGAACACGCACAACCAAUACGCGCCUCCGCGCGGGCGGCCCGGAUUGCUCGAGCAGGUAGCGGUGCGGUUCAGUGAGCGGCUCGGGCGGGAUAUCGACAGCGGCAGCGAGGUCAGCGUGCAUGCUGGCGCAAACGAGGCGCUGCUGUCGGUAUUCACGGCGUUCCUCGAGCAUGGCCAGGACCAUGAGGUUAUCCUGAUGGAACCGGCGUUCGAUCAGUACACGCCAAACGUCGCGAUGGCUGGUGGCGUCCCAGUCUACGUACCGCUGCGCGUACGCGAUGGGUGCGACGCGGCGACGCACGACAUCUCCAGCGACGACUGGCGGCUGGACAUGGCCGAGCUGGAGGCAGCCAUCACGCCCAAGACACGCAUAAUUGUGCUAAACACGCCACACAACCCCAUCGGCAAGGUCUUCACGUGUGACGAGCUGGCGCUGAUCGGCGCCGUAGCCGAGCGCCACAACCUGCUGAUCGUCGCUGACGAGGUCUACGAGCACUUGACCUUUGGCCGCGAUCACGUCUCAAUUGCCACGCUGCCACGCAUGUGGGAGCGCACUGUCACAGUUGGAUCGGCCGGAAAGCUGUUCGGUGUCACGGGCUGGCGCGUUGGCUGGGCGGUCGGCCCGGCCGCACUGAUUCGCCCGACGCUGGCCGCGCACACACGUAUCGUCUUUACCAGCAACACACCGCUGCAGGAGGGCGUCGCUACUGCACUGCGUCAGGCCGUACACAAUGGCUUCUUCACCAUACAGCGUGAGGAGUACCUGCGCCGCCGUGACCGUCUGAUGGCCAUUUUCGCCGACAUUGGCCUGCCAUGUGUUGUGCCCGACGGCGCCUACUACCUGCUAGUCAACGCCUCUGCUGUGCGCGCCCGAAUCCCCACAGAUUACGCCUUCCCUGACUUCAUCACCGAGCGCGGCGCCAACUUCAAGCUCGUCUAUUUCUUUAUCAAAGAGUUUGGCGUCUCGGGCAUUCCGCCGACCGAGUUUUACUCCGACGCACACAAGGACCUUGCCAACGACUACAUUCGCUUCGCCUUCUGUAAGACCGAAGAGGGCCUGGAGGCUGCCGCUGAGCGCCUGCAGACUCUCAAGCAAUUCCUCCGCGGCCCCGCCCAGGCUUGAGCAGAGCUGAUAAAUAUAUAUCCAAUAUGAAAAG